Messenger RNA from Kuraishia capsulata CBS 1993, 1698 nucleotides. RefSeq lists its product as uncharacterized. The coding region runs from base 1 to 1698 and encodes 565 amino acids. The transcript has a single exon. NCBI's taxonomy places the organism in Eukaryota, Fungi, Ascomycota, Pichiomycetes, Pichiales, Pichiaceae. The record is from RefSeq and is a predicted model, not a curated record.
AUGCUUUUGCCAUAUCUUUUUCUGCUGUUCGGCAGCGCUUGCGCAGCAUACGUUAAUGUCACCACCUCCACAAUCACUUCAUGCUCCUUGGGAAUUUGUUCUAUUAUUACAACAACUGUACCAUGCUCUUAUAAAACUGAGUCAUCUGUCAAGCUUACUUCUACAAAGUCUGCAGUGGAGCUUACAUAUACUUCGUGUGACACACUGGGGUGUCAUACACUAACGUCUACAGUUGCCAUUCCACGUUCGCUUUCUACAAAGACCACUUGUUCAAGCUGCUCCUCGCAGGCUACUUCUAUACCUGUUAGUAUUUUCGAAACUACAAAGACAGUCACAACGCUUGUGACAGGACAGGACUAUGUCACGAUUACAUCGUGUGGAUCAAAAGGGUGCAGUACUUAUCCAACUGGACUUACCACCAUAACGAGCACUAGCAAUGGCAUCGCGACUGUUUAUACGACUUAUUGUCCAUUAACGGGAAGUUCCGGAUUAGUGAGUUCUGUUAAGACACCUGCUACAACACCUGCUACAACAUCAUCGUCAUCAGUUGCCUCUUCACCUUCCUCAUAUCUUACUACUAUCACCAGCAGUGUGAAUGGGGUUACUACCGUCUACACAACAUAUUGCCCUUUGACCAGUGCGAGCGAAACUUCAAAAGUUAUAGAGAGUUCCUCAUCGACUGUUUUAUCGGUAACCACAGGAGUUGACGAUACAACUUCGAUCUCCAAAACCAAUACUAGUUUGUCUGCUGAGUCGAGUAUUAUUACCAGUGCUACCAGUGCUACUACCACUCAUACCAGAACUAGUUUGUCUGCUGAGACAGGUAUCAUUACCACUGCUACUGAUGAUGAUAUAACUGCUACCACCACACACACCAGUAUAUUUACUAGUGACACCGAUGAUGAUGAAACUGCUACCACCACUCACAUCAGCAUAGUUACUAGUGACACUGACGCUAGUGAAUAUACCACUGAUACUAGUACUGUUGCUACUGGUAUUGUUGCUAGUGAGUCUAGUUCUACUAUUACUCAGGUUACUUCCCCAUCGUCAGUGCUUACGACUGCCACAAUCACGUCAAAUGGGGUUCGCACCGUCAUCACCACUUAUUGUCCACUAAGCAGUGAUACCACUGCCGAGAGUUCAAUUGAGGCCACAUCAAAAACAGGUCCCACCUCUUCUCACUCAUCAUCAUCAUUAUCAUCAUCCAGCGAGAUUGAAGUUACGACGACAAUAUCCUCGAAGGACAUUUCCAGUUCCAGUUCUGUCACAACAGCCCUUUCAAAAUCUUCUACAGAGUCUUCAGAUACCGCCACAGAUUAUACCGCUUCCAGCACUAUCACCACUCCAGUACAAAGAAAUCCCUCGACAACAACAAUCACAUCUUGCUCCAAAGGUUCCUGCACUGCAUUAGUCACUGGGGUAUCCCAACAGACCAUCACCUCCAACGGGGUGGAAACAGUUUACACGACCUAUUGUCCAUUAACCUCAAAGCAAGGGGUUCACAUCGUGGGAACCGGCUCUGUUUCGGAAACGGAGACCACAACAUUGUCAACAGUAUAUAUCACCUCGACUGCCUCGGCUGAGGCCACAUCUGCGACAUCCAGUGUUCUAAACCUGAACGCUUUCACCGGUGCAGCCAAUAGAGUGGUUCCAUCUGCGUUCUUGUUUAUAGUGGUUGCAUUGUUUGACUGGUUGUGA